AUGGCUUCCUUCAACAAGGAGCUUGAACAGGAGCUUCUACAAGCUGCGAAGAGUCUCUUAUAUCCUCCUUCUUCUCUCAAUAACCUACUCCGUCUUCUAUGUCAAGUUGGAAGCUGCUUGUCAAGGGUUGAACAGUCACGUGCUGAAUCUAAGAAAAAAGAACUCUCUUCAUUAUCGAAAGCUUUAAUUGCUGAUGAACUUAUAAACAAUUCAGAUGUUGAUGUCAAAGUUGCACUUGCCUACUGCUUCAGUGAGUUAACAAGAAUCACUGCACCUAAUGCUCCUUACGAUGAUCACCAAAUGAAGGAGGUCUUUGGAUUAAUUGUAUCGUCGUUUGAAAUUCUAUAUGAUAAAUCAAGCCGAUGGUACGAAGAGAAGAUUUUAAUCCUUGAAUUGGUUGCAAAACUUAGGUUAUGUGUGCUAAUGCUGGAUCUUGAAUGUGAUGACCUCAUUUUGGAGAUGUUUCAGCAUUUCUUGGAGACAAUAAGGGAACAUCAUCCAGAAACUGUUUUCUCGUCCAUGAAAAGCAUAAUGGUUCUUGUUCUUGACGAAAGUGAUGAUAUAUCUCUGGACUUACUCUCUCCAAUCAUAGACAGUGUAAAGAAAGACAAUGAGGUAAGUUUGCCAAUUGCUCUAAAGUUGGGGGAAAGUGUUCUUCAAAGUUGUGCCACAAAGCUGAAACCCUAUUUAAGGCUAGCUGUGAAUGAGUUGGGUAUUUCCUUGGAUGAUUAUAGUGAUGUUCUUGCCUCAGUAUACAACAAUAGAUAA
Molecule: messenger RNA, 768 nt
Organism: Vicia villosa (hairy vetch)
Lineage: Eukaryota; Viridiplantae; Streptophyta; Magnoliopsida; Fabales; Fabaceae
Product: sister chromatid cohesion protein PDS5 homolog C-like
Exons: 5
Coding region: 1-768 (255 amino acids)
Biological process (GO): mitotic sister chromatid cohesion; DNA repair
Cellular component (GO): chromatin; nucleus
Source: RefSeq, a predicted model, not a curated record